This is a messenger RNA of Notolabrus celidotus (New Zealand spotty), 7022 nucleotides long. It is a transcript of the gene znfx1, whose product is annotated as zinc finger, NFX1-type containing 1. Gene Ontology annotation, molecular function: zinc ion binding; helicase activity. Gene Ontology annotation, cellular component: nucleus; nuclear RNA-directed RNA polymerase complex. Lineage: Eukaryota; Metazoa; Chordata; Actinopteri; Labriformes; Labridae. The coding region runs from base 253 to 6384 and encodes 2043 amino acids. Gene Ontology annotation, biological process: regulatory ncRNA-mediated heterochromatin formation. The transcript has 20 exons. The record is from RefSeq and is a predicted model, not a curated record.
GAGAUUUUCGAUUGAUACCGAAAACUGUAGUGCAGUUUUAUUUUGCCAAAAGGUGUAACUCGUGUUUCUUAGUCAUAGCUUACUCUCAUGUCUCACACCGUCUGCUGGGAGUGGAGCUUCAGAGAAGCAGAACCACCGGCGGAGGAGCACGGAUGCAAACAGGCCUGACAAAGACAGUGUGGACAUAAAUAGCAAGUGCAUUUUGUUCCUGUGAUACUAACCUGAAAUAAACCAGAAACCACAUGCGAGCCUAUGGACGACCUAUGGGGAGCAGAACCAAGUAAUGGUGAUACUGAUGAAAAUGGGAAUUCUACAAGAGUCAAACGUACCAGAAGUAGAAAGAGCAAAAGUAAGGUGGCGACAGAUGGAGGAGGAGAAGGAGGAGGUGUUGAAUGUAUAGGAUGGAGAAGCAUGUUAAGGGUGGAGACAAUAGGUGCAGGUGAAGAUGGCAGGAUGGAAGCAGGUGGGGUGUCUGGGAGUGGCAGAGGAGGAGGAGGAGGAGGAGGAGGGGCCAAACAGAAAGGAGGAGCAGGUAGUCAGGGGGGAGGUGCUAAACAAAAGGGAGGGGGAGGUGCUGGAGGAGGAGCAGGAACAGGAAGUCAGGGGGCAGGUGCCAAACAGAAGGGAUGGGGAGGUGCUGGAGGAGGAGGAGGAGCAGGAACAGGAAGUCAGGGGGCAGGUGCCAAACAGAAGGGAUGGGGAGGUGCUGGAGGAGGAGGAGGAGCAGGAACAGGAAGUCAGGGGGCAGGUGCCAAACAGAAAGGAUGGGGAGGUGCUGGAGGAGGAUGGAGGGGUAGUGAUAGAAGUGGCGGAAGUAAAGAGGGAAGCUGGCAAAGUCAAAAUGGAGAGAAAGGUUUGGGUGGAAAAGAUGGAUGGAGAAGAGGAGGCGGACAGAGUGUGGAUAGGAGGGGAGGAAGAGGAGGUGGGAGGGAAGAUGGUGGAGGAGACAGAGGAGGUAAAAACGGUGGAAGAGCAGAAUCCACGGACAGAACCGGGGCACCACGGGGCAACGGCCUUGGCUAUAAAUCACUGCAAGAACUCUCCGAAAAAGACCCAUCCUUGGUGGCCAUCACCCUGGCGUCCAAACCGGCUCUGAAAGAGGUCCUGAGUGAGUCAAUGAUGAGGAAGGACAUGGUGGAGCUCUUCUGCCUGGUUAUGAGCAAGGCCUUCAAAGCAAGGACAAGCAGAGUGACCCUGCAGCACCUGGCCGGCAUCAUCAAAGAUUCUGGGUUCCUCCGCACAGUACUGCCUCACUAUGUGGUGGGCAUGAGCUUAGAAUCCAACCCUGACCGCAGGGCUCGAUACCCUCUGCAUCUGGAAAACAUUGUGGCUAUUCUGUCUGAGGUCUGCGAAACAUUCCCCAGGAGCUCACUCUCCACAAUCACUUUGUCAGUGACACUGAUUCAAACCUCCAUCAACAGCCUCAGGGCAUCACAAGUUGUAAUCCAGCCUGAAGUGGAGCAGAAAGUGGAGCGUCUUCAAGGCCUGGUCAAGAACCUUGAGGAGAGAUCCUGGGAGGGAACCCUGGGCUCGGAUAGGGAUGCCUCUGCCCUCCUAACCAACAGGGGUGAAUACCCAGGUGAAGAGGACUUGGGAGAUUUCCGAGCCAUACCCAUCUUCCCGACUUAUGAAGAGCUCCAUAAGGAUGAAAGGCCCUUCCUCAGACGCAACAUCACCUCGAAGCGCUACACAAACACCCACGAGUACCUCGACACACACUUCCGGUUGCUGAGAGAGGACUUUGUGCGGCCGCUCCGCGAGGGAAUCCAGCAGCUCCUCUGGAACCAGAAGGACAUGGGAAGGAGUGACGAUACUCUGAAGAAGAAGCAGUUUGAUGACAUCAGAGUGUAUUUUGACACCAAGCUGUUGGUGCCAAAGUGCACACACACUGGGCUUGCUUAUGAAGUCCAGUUUGAUGUGCAGCCACUGAAGUUUGUGCGCUGGGAGAACACCAAGAGGCUUAUCUUUGGAUCCCUGGUCUGCCUGUCAUGUGACAACUUCCAAACCUUCUUAUUUGCCACUGUGUCAGAUCGCGAGCCAAAGGACCUGUCUAAGGGACUGCUCCAGAUUUCCUUUACUAAAGAAAGCAGAGCAUUGUUGGCCACAAUUCAGAAAAGUCAGCCAUUCCUGAUGGUGGAGACAACAGCCUACUUUGAGGCUUAUCGCUACGUCCUCGAGGGCCUCCAGGAACAGAGGGAGGACAGACUGCCCUUUGAGAGGUACAUCGUGGAAUGCAGCUCAGAUGUGGAACCUCCAGCCUAUCUGCGGAGAAAUGACAUUUAUGACCUGAAAGCCAUCGCUGAACCAAAACACAAACGCACUAUUAAGCCUUUUCGCAGCCUGCACCCAAAGACUUGGCCAAAAUUGGAGGAGCUGGGGCUGGAUGAGUCUCAGAUGAGAGCCUUUAAGCUGGCCCUCACCAAGGAGCUGGCAAUCAUACAGGGACCUCCUGGCACUGGGAAAACCCAUGUUGGUCUUAAAAUAGCUCAGGCUCUGUUGACCAAUCAGGAUCUCUGGAGAAACAGAAACGAUGCAGUUCCCAUGUUGGUAGUCUGUUACACUAACCAUGCCCUGGAUCAGUUCCUGGAGGGUAUUCAUAAGUUCCUGCGAGAUGGCAUUGUGAGAGUAGGAGGCCGCAGCAGCAGUGAGAUCCUGAAGAACUUCAAUCUCAGAGAACUGCUUCACUCAAAGACCUCCAACACGGCAAGACCCUAUCAGCUGCGUUUUGCACAACGUGAGAUUUACAAAGACCUUGAAGAGGAGGAGAAGAAGAUAAAGGCUGAGACUCUGAAGAUGGAGUGUUGUCAGAAAGGCAUCCUGUUUGAAGCCUACCUCAAGAACUACAUUUCAGUCAUACACUGGACCAGUCUGCAUCAACAACCUGUUUUGCAGACUUAUGAUGGCUUUGAGAUGUGGAGUGAGAAGAAGUCCGAUCUGCUGACGGAGUGGUUGGGUUUGAGUUCUGUCACAUUCCAGCAGAGGGAGACAGAGUAUGCAAAUGUAUUUGCAGUCAUGCCAGAUGCAGCACCAGAGGGAGCAAUGGAGAUGGAGAUGGAGAAAGAGGACCUCAUUGACAUCAUAGAGGAAGCAGAUAUGAUCCUUGCAGACCGGAUUAUUGAAGACCACCCCGGCCCCAGAGAAAACAGAGAAGUCAGAGAAGCCAGAAAGAAGGAACACAUGAAGCAGGCUCUCAGAGAGGCAGAAGGAAUGAUGCUUGCUAUGAACCUGGGUGAAGCUGAAAUCCAGGUUGAACAGAGCGAGCAGAACGGAGGAGUAUGGGAGAUUCAACCAGAAGAGAGGAAAAGAAUAAAGAACUACAUCAAGAAAGAGCUGGGGGAGACCUCCAUCAUGUCCGCUACAGAAGAGAGGGCUGUGGAGAACGUUUGGACCCUGAGCAUGCGAGACAGAUGGAGACUCUAUCGGUUGUGGGUGGCACGCUACCGGGAGGAGCUUUCCCUCCGAGUCCAACAGUGUGAACAAGACUAUCAGAACGCAGUGGACAGACUGGCUGAAGUCAAACGACAUGAGAGCCUCCUUGUGCUGAAGAAUGCCAAGGUUAUCGGGAUGACAACAACGGGGGCAGCCAAGUUCCGAAAACUCCUGCAGGAAGUGCGUCCACGUCUGGUCAUUGUUGAGGAAGCUGCAGAGGUUCUCGAGGCUCACACAAUCACCACACUGAGUGAAGCCACCGAACACCUCAUCCUCAUCGGAGACCACCAGCAGCUGCGCCCCAGUGCCACAGUCUAUGACCUUGCCAAGAACUACAACCUGGAGAUGUCCAUGUUUGAGAGGCUGGUGAAGAUGGAAGUCCCUUUUGUCAGACUCAACUACCAGCAUCGUAUGAGGACAGAAAUUGCCCGUCUUCUGACCCCACACAUAUACUCCGAGCUGGAAAACCAUCCCUCUGUGUUGGAAUAUGAAAACAUCAAGGGCCUUGACUCCAAUAUGUUCUUUGUGGAGCACAAACAGCUUGAAGGAAACAUCAAAGAUGGAAAAAGUCACAAGAACAUGCACGAGGCAGAGUUUGUAGUCGCUCUUUGUCGCUAUUUUCUUAAUCAGGACUACAAACCAGAGCAAAUUACCAUCCUCACUACCUAUACAGGCCAGCUGUAUUGUCUGCGAAGCAUCAUGCCUGCGAAAGAGUUCAACGGGGUCAAAGUGCAUGUAGUGGACAAGUACCAAGGAGAAGAGAACGACAUUGUAUUGUUGUCUCUGGUCCGCAGCAACCACCAAGGAAAAGCUGGCUUUUUGAACAUUCCUAAUCGCGUCUGCGUAGCCUUGUCUCGUGCGAAGAAAGGUCUUUACUGCAUUUGCAACAGAGAAAUGCUGGGUAAAAUCAAACUGUGGAGCAACAUUUUCAGCACCUUGGAAGAAAACGACCAAAUUGGGAGUGCCCUGACACUGCGCUGUCAGAAUCAUCCGGAUCGAGAGGUAAAAGCUUCUUGUGCCGAAGAUUUCAAACAAGCACCUGAGGGGGGCUGCACCCUGCCCUGCGAGUAUCGUUUGGAUUGUGGCCAUGUUUGCACAAGAGUCUGCCACCCCUACGAUCCCAAACACGAGAAGUACAGGUGUGGGAAGCACUGUACGAAGACUUUAUGUGACCUGGAACACAAGUGCCCAUUGCAGUGCUAUCAAGAAUGCCCAAAGAAUUGUACAGUGAGGGUUGAGAAGAUCAUACCCCAUUGUCAACACACACAGAAGGUUCCCUGCCACCAGGACCCGUCAUCUUUCACAUGCAGGAUGCCCUGCCAGAGGCUGCUUAGCUGUGGGCAUCCAUGUGACUCAUGGUGCGGGUUGCCAUGCACGAGCAGGUGCAUGGUGCAGGUCACCUUAGAGCUGAGAUGUGGCCACAGCACGCAGGGUGCUUGCUUUUACAAAACAGUGCCGGAAGAGCCUGAAUGCAAAGUUCCUUGUAAGCAUCAGUUAAAAUGUGGCCAUGCCUGUCGGGGAACAUGUGGCAGGUGUUUUACGGGAAUGUUCCACUGCUCAUGUUCUCACCAGUGUGAGCGUAUCCUGAUCUGCUCUCACAAGUGCCAGGAGCCUUGCACGCGGAACUGCCCCCCCUGUAAGAGAAAGUGUGAGAACCGCUGCGUCCACAGCAGGUGUAACAAGCCGUGUGGAGAGCCCUGCGCUCCAUGCAACGAGCCUUGUGAUUGGCAGUGCCCUCACCAAAGCUGCACCAAGCUUUGCCACGAGCCAUGCGACCGUCCACCAUGCACCAAACCCUGUGAGAUCACCCUGGGCUGUGGUCAUCCAUGCAUCGGUCUGUGUGGAGACAAAUGUCCCAGCAAAUGUCGCGUCUGUGAUCGCGAGGAUGUCACAGAGAUUUUCUUUGGCAUGGAGGAUGACCCUGAGGCCUGCUUCAUUCAACUAGAAGACUGUGGUCACAUCAUUGAAUACUCAGCCAUGGACACAUACAUGGGGAUGGAUGACAACCAGCAGGGAGAUGAUGGAGGGGAGGUGGCGAUAAAACUGAAAGAAUGUCCCAAGUGUCGAACUCCAAUCCGCAAGAAUCUACGCUAUGGAUGUCAUAUCAACAGCAGUCUGGCUGAGAUAGAGAUGGUGAAGGCGAAGAUAAAUGGAGAUCAAGCCAAUUUAAAAGAGCAGAGGGAGGCUCUUAAAAAGCAGUGGAAGGAAAAGGUUUCAGCGUGCACGGUGCUUGAGCAUCGGGAGUACAUGAAUAUUGAGGCUCAGCUCGAAGGAAACAGUCUCACGGCAAAUGAUUUGUGGGUCCUGGAGAACAGGAUGGACUUUCUUCUAAGAAUCGCAAAAGUAAAGAAUAUCCAAAUGGAUAAAAUUCGCUUCGUUCAAACCAGCAGACUGGAAGAGAAGAUCAAAGAGUUUGUGCACUGGCUCAACCACAAACAGCAAAGAUUCACAGAGCAGCAGGUCUUUGAUUUGCAAAGAGAGCUACAGAGACUCAACCUUAUGACUGAACUCCACGUCCGAUGGGACAAAGCUGAGGAAAUAGGACAAACUGAAAAAAUCAGAUCGGAGUUGGCUGCAAUGAACGAAGCUCUGGCAAAGCCCGGCCAGUUCACCGAGCAAGAUGAAGACCGAAUCAAGAAAAUGAUGAAGGAACUAAACAGAAAGUUUCCAAUCACAGGCUUGAACAUCACCGAUGAGGAGAGGAAGAUGAUCGUCUCGGCUAUGAAAAUGCGCCAAGGUCACUGGUACAAGUGUCCGAACGGCCAUGUCUAUAUCAUAACUGAGUGUGGAGGCGCUAUGGAGAGUCGGCGCUGCCCUGAUUGCGGCGCAGUUAUUGGUGGGGGCAGUCACAGGCUGGCAAGCGGCAACCAAGUGGCUUCUGAGAUGGACGGGGCACAGCACGCUGCUUGGUCCGAACAGAACAACCUUCUCAACUUUGAAGAAUUCAACAACUGAGAGAACCGCCAUACCUCCACUGACCUAGCUGAUGAAUGCAAAGGUAGUAAUUGGCAAAGGGUUAUGGCUUUACUUGUAAUGAGCACUUCGAUUCACACUGGAGCAGAAAGGAUCUCUACUAAAGUCACUGAGAGAAAAUGCAGACACACAUUUCACUCUGCAGAAGGUCAGUCAUUUAACAGAUGGACGAGCUAGAGCUCUUCUUUUUUUUUUUUUAAACCUUUUUGCUUAAAACCGACGUCUGGAGUAAUUAAAACAAUAACCAGUGGCACUUUGUAUCUACUUUCAUACCCUUAUCUUUUCAUUGAUUUAGCAUUCUCUUGACUUUCAGUUUGUGCAGCAUUUUCCCAGUGUUUUAAGGCUGAAUAGCAGUUUUGUUGUAAUGAAUGUUUGGAGGCAGAGUUCAUGUAAAAGAUUCUUUAAUAAGUCUGAAAUAUGUGUUGUUGUUUUGUUUGAAUUGAAAAUAACCUGUCAACCCUUCCAAAUGUUGAAGACUCUUUGUGUAUGUAACAGAUGUCCCUGGCCUAAACAACAGGUGGCAGUAAAACUCUGUAAAAGAAUAUAUAGAGAGAUUACCUGAUGGUUCUCAUGUUUGUAACUUGUUAACAGAAUAAAGCAUGUGUUCACUUGUGAUUUAA